Molecule: messenger RNA, 1279 nt
Organism: Drosophila yakuba
Lineage: Eukaryota; Metazoa; Arthropoda; Insecta; Diptera; Drosophilidae
Gene: nudE
Product: nuclear distribution protein nudE homolog
Exons: 6
Coding region: 57-1184 (375 amino acids)
Biological process (GO): vesicle transport along microtubule; establishment of mitotic spindle orientation; microtubule nucleation
Cellular component (GO): kinesin complex; kinetochore; centrosome
Molecular function (GO): microtubule binding
Source: RefSeq, a predicted model, not a curated record
ACCGAUUAGUACACAAAUCACAAAAAGAAGUCAGCAGCCAAGGAAAAUUUUUAGAAAUGGAGUCUCCGCCGAUGUUUAAUAGUGUGGAAGAUGAGUGCAGAUAUUGGAAGGAACGAUCUAAGCAGUACCAUAAAGAAUGGACAGACGUGAAACAGGAGUACGACGAAUACGUGGAGCAGUCCCGCGAAAUGGAAAUAGAAAUGGACGCCACUCUGGACCAGAAGCAGAGUAUAAUCAAAGAUCUCACAGCCAAACUCACAAUGUUUGAGCGGGAAAACGAGUCUCUCAAGGUCAAGUUGGACUCGCAUGGCAUCGAAAUGUCAAACAUGGAGAAGCAGCUGGAAACGGUGAAGAAGGAUCGCGACACCAUGAAGGUGCAUCUGCGGCAGCUGGAGCAGAAAAAUGACGAUUUGGAGCGUGCCCAUCGCAUACUCAACGAAAGCAUAGAGAAUUUCGAGAAAAUGCUGGAUCAGGCCUACGAGAAGAACGCCCUUCUAGAGCUGGAAGUGGAUGAAAAGGGAUUGCUGCAGGAAAAACUGCAGCGGUUGAUGGAUGAGACGAGAGAUCUCAAACAAGAGCUGAACGUCAAGUCACGCUUUACCCCAGUGGUCAAUGGAACAAGCAUUCCCACGGCAAACGACACAAAUACGGUCAACAGCUCGAUGAACUCGUCCGCCUCGCUGCCAAAUGGUAUUGCGGCCAACGGCGAUUUGGUAAACCACGACAAUACUGUCGCCACAAGAGCCACCAGCGUCAGCGUUAACGCCCUCAAUGGCAGCUUAGUUAAUAGAAACGAAUAUAACCAGCAGCAUUCGCUUAAAAAUCCCGAGAACCAAAUCAAUGGCAAUUCCAUGAACCCCAGCUCCCGCACAACGGCGCUCAACAUUGUGGCCGACAUGUUAAGAAAACUAAACUGGGACAAGGCACUGCUAUGUCCCGAUUGCGAAAAGUUUCGCUGCAUUUGUGAGCGCCCGGCAACUCUGCAGCCGCCGCCAUCGGCCAGCGAGUCGAGUCUCUUUCGCCGCGCCUUUGGCGGCAGCAGCAGCUCGGUGGCCACCAGUAGCGCCCAGUCCACGCCCGCCAGCGAUUGGAGUUCCUCCGGCAGCCUCAGUGCGGGCUCAAACAUUUUCAGGCGCUUCGCCGAGCGCAUGCGCAACUCGCCGGACGCCAGCCUGCCGCUUUGACAAUGCGCUCCAAACUAUAAGACUAAUUUUAGUUGCCCUCCGCUUGCAUUUAUUAAUUGCAUUGGUUAAUAAAUACAAAACUUAUUUGUACCUUA